CGCCUAAGCUAACAGGGGAGACGAGAACUCAUCAACAGCGCGACCAAUCAAGAAGUUAGAUACCAAAUGACAGCACAACAUACGUCAUUGAGCUGUUCAUUAGCAGGUGCGCAUCAAAUCAAGGACUCAAGGCAAGGUGAGGCCUAAGACACGUAGGAAUCUUAGGAUUUUUUUUUUCGUAUGAUUGAGGUAUCUUGGCUUCUAGAUGAACAACGAAGUCUUGAGAAACUAAAUCCUAAGGCAUCAUCAUCGUCUCAUGUCUGAGUAUACUGCAUUGUUAAAUAGGUAGCCAGACAUAUAGAUGUACAUAUUUACCGAACACAUAUCUCUUCAUCCAGCGCUUUUGUAUACUCAAGAAGCAUAAACGGUAAUACCAACAAAAUGGAUCUCCUACUAUCCCUUCCGAUAGUCUCAUAUUUCGGUGGGCCGAUGCUGUCGUCGUGGUCGGGGUCGCUAAAUCUCCUAUUUUUCUAUAUGACUUGGACGACACUCGUCCUAUCUCAUUCGCCUCUGAGGAUCGAGUUGAUCGGCACCCUAGCAGUGCGAAUAGUAUUCUGGCUGGUGCCGUCGCUCUUCUUUCUGUUAUUCGACACACUGGUUCCCAGCUUGGCAGAAUCUAUUAAGUUCUAUGGUUCUACUUCUCUCCCUCGACAAAGUGCUGCCUCUUUACUUCGGCAGAUCCUGCUCGCUAUCUUCAACCUUGCGCUCAGCACCGCGGUACAAUCCGGUAUAUCCAUAGGCGCUGGAACACUAUUGCACCGUCCGCUCUUCAAGACUAGUACGGCACUGCCACUCCCCUGGCAGAUCGCGAAGCAUAUCUUAAUGUUGUAUACCGCACGCGAGUUCCUGACGUAUUACCUCCACCGAUUUGUGUUACACUCUCGAGGGAGAGUGGCAGGACUACAUAACGCAUACGCGCACUCGCGCAAGCACGGCGCUCCCUAUGCCCUGAUGCUGUAUACAGAUCAUCCGCUGCCGCUCCUUUUUAAUCGCACAUUACCGGUAUACCUGUCAGCCAUGGUCAUCCAACCGCACCUGCUCACAUACUUCUUGUUUACUAUCUUGACGACGUUAGAGGAGACGCUGUCCAUGUCUGGCUACAGCAUUGUGCCAGGUAUUAUUAUAGGCGGCAUCACACGACGCACUGCGACGCACUAUGCAAGCGGCGGGCGCGGUAACUUCGGUGCUUGGGGGCUGCUAGACUGGGCCGGCGGCACGAGCGUGGGCAAGGACGUAGUAAAGGAUAUUCAUGAUGAAGCAGAAAAGCACCAAGUUAAGGAGCGCGGCCAGGAAGCUGCAAGCGGCACAGGCAGCAUGAUACAAGACGGUAUCAAUAGCUUGAAGAGGGGUCGCAAGAGCCGGAAGAAGAGCUCGGACUAGCGAAAGUCUGGACUUUUAUUUUUGGGAAAGGGAAAGGGAAAGGUAAAGGGGGAAAGUAGAUGGACAACGAUGUUAUGGAUUACGACUUUGAGAGAGAAAAGAAUAACUACUGGGAGAUGGCUUGUUGGAGUUUAGCGUAAGAAACGACUGGGUUAGAGAUGUGUGUAUACACCUAUGAUUAUAUGAAUAUGGGAUAUGAGACGUGAUGAUAUACACAAGAUAUUUAGUGGUGAGAAAUAAAAGGUUUAACGCGAAAA
Daldinia decipiens is the source of this 1637-nucleotide messenger RNA. RefSeq lists its product as uncharacterized. The transcript has a single exon. Bases 382 to 1380 code for a protein of 332 amino acids. Gene Ontology annotation, biological process: ergosterol biosynthetic process. The record is from RefSeq and is a predicted model, not a curated record. Gene Ontology annotation, molecular function: iron ion binding; C-4 methylsterol oxidase activity. NCBI's taxonomy places the organism in Eukaryota, Fungi, Ascomycota, Sordariomycetes, Xylariales, Hypoxylaceae.